AUGGAAGUGUGGAAGCCUGUAUUACUCAACCGAAGUGGCCGGCCCAUUCUAGAUGAAGGUGAACACAAUGUAUAUGUUCGUGAUGAUAUAGGACUCUAUCAAGGCCGGCUGAAAUUACUAGAUCGUCAGAAUGGACGUAUCUACCUUACAAAUAAACGAAUCAUAUAUGUCGAUAAUGCUAUACACGAGAAUAGUUUGGCGGUGAAUAUUUUGGACGUAGACCGCUUAGAAGCUCUGGAUAGAUUUCUUAGGUCCUCUCCAAAGAUCAAAGCAUUCCUUAAAGAUCAAUCAUCUUUCUUGUCAUCCUCUGACAACGUUGCGGCAACCAAACUGUCAAAUAUAGCCGAAGUUCCAAAUUCAAAUCCGACUCCAGCUGCUUGGAUUUGUAUGAUUUGUACAUUUAAUAAUGUUUCCACUGCGAAAGUUUGUGCGUCAUGUGGGAUAAAAAGGAGAGAAUUAAGUCCACUUCUGCAACAACUGACUGGAAAUAAUACUCCUUUAGCUACCACACCAACACCUCCUCUUUCAGCACCAAUUCCGGAUGCAAAUGAUACUUUGACCUGUCCUAAUUGUACCUUUCAUAAUCAUCCAACGAUGCGAUUCUGUGAAAUAUGUGGUUCAGAUUUAAAAGCCAACCUUGACUCUUCCAGCCAAUCAACUAUACCAUAUCUGGCCUCCCAAAACGCCUCAAGGAAGUCACUCCCAGUUUCUAUUAAGUUAGAGGACUCCAAGGAUGCAAAUGUAAAGUAUAUCAAGUUCAGUUUCCAUAAGGGUGGUGAAACAAAAUUUAAAGAACUUUUACAAGAACAAGUUGACCAUAUCAAAUGGGAAUCCCUCGCUCAAAGUGGUAAAAUAAACAAAAAUGGCCGUAAAAUUAUCCAAAGGGUUCAAGUGGAUGGGGUAGAAUUUACACCAAAUGAAGAUGAUGACAAUAAUACAGAGGACCGUCGUCCGAAAGAGCACCGACAACUAGGAAUUCAUGGACUUGAACAGAUUGGAGAACAAAGACGUAAACUCAAUGAACUAGUUCUCUCUACCUCAUUGGAAGAUUUGGAACAAUUAAUGUAUAAAGCUCAAGAUUUGAUCAAACUCUCAGAAUCUUUCUCUAAACUUCUAAAGCCUGUUAAGGUAUCCAGCACUCUUAUUCCACCAUUGCAUAUUAAGAAGACUUCUCAGUUGUAUCAUCGAGAACUCUCUAGACACAUAUCUGAAUAUCUCGCAAACUUUGCACUUACCAAAUCUACCUCCAUGGUGACAACUCAAGAUUUAUUUGCUCAUUAUAACCGAUUUCUUAGUUCCAGUCAAGGGUUUGGAACUGAUUUGAUAUUAAGUGCGGACCUCUUGACUGCAAUUGAUCUUUUCCAGGAAUUGAAUCUUCCAUUCAAACGGAAACGUUAUGAACAGUCAGGAAUAGUAGUGAUUACCCCACGUUCUACCAACGAUUAUGCAAGUCUCAUUCUGCAAUAUUUAAUAGAACAAGAGCUUUCAUUUCAAGCAGUUCAAGGUAUAGAUGAUGAAUUGGGUUGGACACGAGAGGAUGCCAUAUACAGGGGGAAAACAGUAGGAGAAAUUGCAGAACAUUUUGAAUGGUCAUACGGCAUUGCAUUAGAGGAAUUACAGGUUUGCUUGGAUAAAGCAACAGUUGUCAUUGAUGAAAAUAUUGGAGGUACGUUUUAUUUUAUCAAUAAAUUCAAUAAGGAAGUACACAAAGAAUUAGAUAAGGGCCCAAAGCCAGAAGUGGUAAAAAAUGAAAUAGUAAUGCCAAUUGAACCAAUCAAGAAAAAGGUACAAGAGAUUGAAACAGUACAAACAUUUACAACUGCAUCACAUUUUGCAAUAAAGAAAGGGAAAUUAGAUGAGAGAACAAACUCAAUGGCGGUGAGAGAUACGAUUUCUCUUCCUGCCGCCCCCAUAUUUGACCCAGAAGUGGCAUCAUUACCGAUUGUACCAACAAACGUACCACAUCUGGAUUCAACUAAUGAAAGCUCUACUAAAACUGCCACCCUCAAUGAACUAGAAGGGCUCAAUUUUUAG
Molecule: messenger RNA, 2034 nt
Organism: [Candida] anglica
Lineage: Eukaryota; Fungi; Ascomycota; Pichiomycetes; Serinales; Debaryomycetaceae
Source: the annotation of a GenBank genome assembly